This is a messenger RNA of Schistosoma bovis, 1386 nucleotides long. The record is from the annotation of a GenBank genome assembly. Lineage: Eukaryota; Metazoa; Platyhelminthes; Trematoda; Strigeidida; Schistosomatidae.
GUACUACUACUAAUAGUUCUAGUAAAACUAUUACCACUACUACUAGUACUACUACUAUUAGUACUACUAUUGUUUGUACUGCUACUGCCAGUAAUACUAAUACUAGUACUAGUAUUAUAAGUACUAUUAAUACUAGUACUACUACUAAGAUUAAUAUUACUUCUAUUACUACUACAACUAGUACUACAACUACGAGUAUUACUACUAACAUUAAUACUAAUACUAGUACUACUAUUACUUGUAAUAAUACUACUAAUACUACCACUCCUUGUACGACUACUACUAGUACUACUAAUACCAGUAAUACUAAUAGUAGUACUACUAAUUCUAGUACUACUAAUACUAGUACUACUAUAACUAGUACUACUACUACUAGAUCUACUACUACUUCUGCUACCCCUACUUGUACGACAACUACUAGUAUUAGUACUACUAGUAAUACUACUACUAGUAAAAUUACUAAAGGUACUACGACUACUAGUACUACUACAAAUAGUACUAUAACUAUUAGUAGUACUACUACUUUUAUUAAUACUACGAGUACUAUUACUACUAGUACUACAGCUACUAUUUCUACCACUCCUUGUACGACAACUACUAUUAAUAAUAAUACCAGUAAUAAAACUACUAGUAUUAAUACGACCAAUAAUAAUGCUACUAGUACUACUACUACUAGUACUACCACCACUUAUAUGAAAACUACUGGUAAUACUACUUCUACAUGUACUACGACUACUAGUAAUAAUAUUAAUAGAGCUACUGCUACUAUUAAUAAUACUCCUCGUUCUACAACUAUUUGUACUAAUACUACUGGUGCUACUAGUAUCAGUACUUCUACGACUAGUAGUAUUUCUUCUAAUAUUACUACUAACAGUAAUAAUACUCCUCGUUCUACUACUACUAAUAUUAUUACUACUAGUACUACCACUACUAGUACUACCACCAUUUGUACGAAAACUGCUAGCAAUACUACUACCAGUAAUACUAAUACAACUACUACUACUAGAAGUAGGACUACUACUAGUACUAUUACUAAUAGUACUACUAAUACUGGUACUAUUACUACUACUACUACCACUACUUGUACGACAACUUGUAGUAUUAAUUCCACCAGUAAUACUACUACUAGUAAUACUACUACAAGUACUACGACUACUAGUACUAAUACUAAUGGUGCUACUCCUAAUAUUAAUAAUACUCCUCGUUCUAAUACUACUUGUACUACUACUCUUAGUACUAUUACUAUUAGUAUUGGUAUUACUACUACUACUACUACUACUAGUACUACUACUACCAGCAACAAUACUCCUCGUUCUACUACUACUAAUACUACUACUACUAGUACUAGUGCUGCUAGUACUACCACCAAUUAUACGAAAACUAAUG